This is a messenger RNA of Cryptotermes secundus, 3064 nucleotides long. RefSeq names its product exosome complex component RRP41 (gene Ski6). Gene Ontology annotation, cellular component: nucleolus; cytoplasmic exosome (RNase complex); nuclear exosome (RNase complex). Gene Ontology annotation, biological process: poly(A)-dependent snoRNA 3'-end processing; rRNA catabolic process; nuclear mRNA surveillance. Lineage: Eukaryota; Metazoa; Arthropoda; Insecta; Blattodea; Kalotermitidae. The transcript is spliced from 4 exons. Bases 34 to 798 code for a protein of 254 amino acids. The record is from RefSeq and is a predicted model, not a curated record.
GAUACAAAUAUUUCCGGCGUUUGUAUUUCCAACAUGGCGCGAAUGGAUUUAAUAUCUUUUAAAGGUUUGCGUUUAGAUGGUCGUAGAGCGAAUGAAUUGCGACAAAUUCGUUGUAAAAUGGGAGUCUUUAGUCAGCCAGAUGGUAGCGCAUACUUAGAACAAGGAAAUACCAAAGUUUUGGCAGCUGUGUAUGGUCCUCAUGAGAUUCGAGGAAGUCGAAGUAAGGCCCUUCAUGACAAGGCAUUAGUAAACUGUCAGUAUAGCAUGGCAACCUUUAGUACAGGUGAACGUAAACGUCGACCUCGGGGUGACAGGAAAUCACAAGAAAUGUCCAUGCAUCUGCGUCAAGCCUUCCAGGCAGCGAUUAGGGUGGAAGUAUAUCCGCGCUCACAAAUUGAUAUCUUUGUUGAGGUUCUUCAGGCAGAUGGAGGAAAUUACUGUGCAUGUGUGAAUGCAGCAACUUUGGCUCUAGUGGAUGCCGGCAUACCCAUGACAGAAUAUGUGGUUGCCUGCACUGCCAGUCUUGCAAAUGGAGAUGUUCCAUUGGUUGAUGUCAGCAAUUUGGAAGAGAACUCUGGGGGUCCAAACCUAACAGUUGCAGCAUUGCCGCUCUCAGGACAGGUGGCUCUGAUGGAGAUGUCCCAACGCUUUCACCUUGACCACUUGCCUAAAGUGGUGGAGUGCGCACUGCAAGGUUGUCGUGACAUUCAUCAGAUCCUGGAUCAAGCUGUGAGGAGACAUACUGAAAUGUCUGGAUCUGCUUUGGGGUGGGGGAAUAGAGCUCAAGUGGACCUGUGAUUUGUGGGCUCUUAACCACAACAUUCUGUACAAAAAUAAUUUUGUAUUUUACAAGUUAAAUAAUUUUGUGUUUGAAUUAAUGGAAGUAAUGUUUGAACAAUGUCAACUAAACGUGAAUAUCCUGGAAAAACAAAGUGCUGUGUAAUUUGAAUGACUGUUGUAGAAAAUGAGAAAUAUUUUUUUCCAGGAUGUAUAGGUGGCAGCACUGAACAUCAAACAUGCUGUGCACAGUGUGCAACUUUGAACUGCAUCAAAGUGCAAACAAGGGGUUUCAGUUCUCUGUGAUGAAACAGUGAAAUUCACAGUUGUUUACUGCAGUCACCAGAAAAUGAAUUAAAAACCUUGUCAAUAAGAUGAUUAUGCUGUAGAAGCAGAUAAAGCUCUAUGAAGCCAUUUUAAAUUUUGUGCGUAUUCCAUUCUUGCAGUACAUAUCCUAGACAAAGCAAAACAAAGUUUGUUGCUUAGGUGAAUUAAACAGGUGGGAAGAUUUUUUUAACUGGGAUAGAAGUGAUUUGUUCCCUGAUAAAGUUGUGUGAAAUACAUGUAGUCAGAAUAGGUUUGUCAAGUAGUAUAUUCUGGUGUAGAUUUCAGUCUGUGAUAUAUUUGAAGUUCUUGACUCAUUCUAAAUGCAUUUUCCACUGCUCUAAUAGCGCUCAAUAAGUGACAGUCAAGAAUUCUUUCAUCAUCAUCAUGGACUUGUGAUCCAGGAUAUAAUCUUAAGAAUCUUCUCAGUGGAAAGGUACUAUUUGAGACUAAGUAAAUGGUAUUGGGUCCUCUGUACCUGGAAAAGUUUUAUCUUCGUUAACGUUUUUCUUUUGCAAAGCUGGAAUUUACAGAUCUGCAAUGGCAGAACUUUCAAGUGAAUCUCGAUAAAUUUGAAGUGAACCCCAAACCUCAAAAAUUUGUUAAUAAAAGCCUAUUUUUAGCCUUCUUACCUAAUUUAAAAAAAAAAACAAGUAGGCUUAUGUGAUCACCAUGCUGUCUGUUGUCCAUCCCCCCAUCCAGUUUGAAUGAAUGAACUAAUCUUUAUGAAACUUGGUACAUACAUCAUGGCACCUAAGGUGAUCUGAAUGGUGUGUUGCAUAAAUCCCUUUCAUAGGUCUGUGUACACAGGCAAUAGCUUGGUAAAAACAUUACAUACACAACAACAGAAUUAUUCAGCGAGUUUUCUGUGUGGUCCAUGUCAUAUCAGAGGAAAGAGGCGCUUAGUUCUUCCCAGAACUUCUUGUUAUACACAGAAUUACUUUGACACUGUGCAAUUUUGUAGGUAGUUACGAUCCUCCAUCACAAAUGUUCCUUCCAUACUCUCUGAGGUCAUCAGUAACAAAUUUAUAUUGUGCACCUUACCAGUCCUAGUACAACAGCAGAAUAGCUUUUGUGGUAACUAAUAUGGUGAUCCACUUUGUGGAGGUGCUAACAGUUUCAGAAUGCCUGCUCUCAAGAGUACCUAGACUAUUCAUUCAAUUCAUUUUCACUCUUUCUCAGUCUUGACAAAUACUUCCACUACAGCUCUCACAUCCUGCCAAAAGGAUCCUGUGAUACUCAGUCCAUAACUGUGAUGAAAUAGGCUAUAUUAUAAAACAACCUGUUUUCAUUUUUCGGUAUGGCUGCAACACUGAAAUCAUGCACAGUGCAUGUGCAUCAGUGAGCUGAAAAGUAUGUAGAAUAGCAACAGUGUUAUGAUUUGGUAUGAUUAAGUGAACUUGCAAAUGAAGGUGUUAAUAAAUCCACUCAACAAUCCAGAACCCUGGACACCUGACAACAUGAAUUCAGAUUUCCACUGUAAUAUUACAGUUUAUCAUUUAUUAUUAAAUUAUGUUUGUAGUGCCAGGCAGUGUACCUAAGAAUUCAAAAUUAUAUUUAGAUAAUCUUUCUUAAGGUAAUUAAGAUGAUCAUGUCUUAAAAAAUACAUAUAAAAACAAAGAUCUUUCAUCAAAAGUCACAGUUUUAUAAACAUCUUAUAUUCAAUAUAUAAAAGCUGAUAAGAAAAUUAUUCAGUUAGCAUUGUUCUCGUGAUAUGAAAAUUAUCUAUAUAUGUGUAUGUAUAUAUCUUACUUAAAAAUUACAAACUAAAAUUAUACAUUCAUAAUGGAAAAGCUUUAUAUUUGUACAAGGCAAUUUCUUGACAUCUCAGAUUUUUCUGUCAAGAAACAUCUCAUAUAAAACACGUACAAGCGUGUACCAGUACCUGUGUAAGCAUGUUUAUUUGCAUGGCUUGUUGCUUCAAUAUCUUAUACUGUUCCUUAAUGUGGUUGCCCAUCUGGAU